GUUGUAUUACGAAGCUCUUCUCUUGAAUUAACACGAUUUUUAUUGUCUACACUUGAAUUAUGGGCCAAUCUAACAACAAGGCCCAGAAACCCAACAGGGUGACAGUAAGGAAGCACGGUUGGAUCUCUGACAGCAAUAUUAAAGAGAAAAGGACUGGUGCCCGAAUGCCUGGCUUCAGUUUUGGUUUUGGGAGGAACCGUGUUAAACAGAUUCACCUCAAACCAGAGGAAGCUGAGCCGGCCGGUUUUCAGCCAGAAACUGUUAGGAACCAGUCCAAAUUCUCUCUUCCAUUCUUGUGCUGUCUGUCUUCUCCGGAUGAUCAUCUUGAUGUCAUCCAAACGGAGAGGAUCUCCAACGCUUCCUGUAAAACCGUCAACCAGGACAAGGUUACUGGUGUGGUGGAUGCCUUGUCUGAGAACCAGGAACACAAAAGCCUUUCACUGUGUCAUCCUCUAAACACCAACAGUGGUUUCUCUAAGGAGAACCACCUGACCGUGCUGACUGAGAUACAGAUUCAGAUACAGGAGAAACCGGAGGAACCUUCUAACAGGUUCAGUGAUGGUUUCUUGGAGAAUGACUGCUGGUCUGUGAUGUCUGAAGGCACAUCUGUCUGGUCAGAGGAGGAGGAGGAUGAUGAUGACAGUGCUGCUCUGAGCUAUCCUGGGAUGCUCAGCAAUCGUUCCUGGGGAAAACGAGACAUGGUCACUGAGCAGAUUGAUCUCGACAAGAUCAGUAAUGCAACCUUUGACAUUAACAGUCUGGAUGCAUUACUUGAUGAGGUGGAUGAAUUGCUGGUCCAGAACCAGGACCGCAAAAGUCUUGCUUUAUAUCAUCCUGAAAACCCCAACAAUGGUUUCUCUAAGGAGAACCUGACAGUACUGACUGAGGCAGAACAAGCCAACUCUGCUUCUCAGACUCAGGAGAAACAGGAGGAACCUUCUAAAAGGUCGGAUGAUGGUUUCUUCGAGAGUGACGGCUGGUCUGUUUGGUCAGAGGAGGAUGAUGAUGAAAGUGCUGCACUGAGCUAUCCUGGGAUACUCAGCGAUUGCUCCUGGGAAAAAGGAGACAUGGCCAGUGAGCAGAUCGAUAAGAUCAGUAAUGCGUCCUUUGACAUCAACGGUCUGGAUGCAUUACUUGAUGAGGUGGAAAAAAUGCUGGGCCAGAAAGAGGAUGUGAAACUGCAGGUGAAACCUUCUAAUAAGAAUAACAUCAUGGAUGAAGUGAUCAGGAGAACCAUUGCGGAGAUCCUCUUUGCUGAGGUGGAUGAGAUUUCGAAAGAGCAGUAGAACCUUAAUGCCCUGGGCUUUGCUCAGGAUGAAGCUCUCCAACUGAUUCACUGUAAAUAGCUUGAUUUAAAUCAAUUAUCUGAAAUUCUAAUAAACCUCUAUUG
This is a messenger RNA of Trichomycterus rosablanca, 1390 nucleotides long. RefSeq lists its product as uncharacterized. The record is from RefSeq and is a predicted model, not a curated record. The transcript has 2 exons. Bases 60 to 1286 code for a protein of 408 amino acids. NCBI's taxonomy places the organism in Eukaryota, Metazoa, Chordata, Actinopteri, Siluriformes, Trichomycteridae.